GUGAGCAGCAGCCUCGGCCGGGGCUCAGCUGCAGGAGGCACUGGGCCUGGGGUGCCCCUCGUGACUUGCCAGAAACGUGCUGCUCUCUUGCCAGGAGCAAACAUCGUCAUCCUCACAAAUGGUUAACCUGCCGGGAGCUGCACAGCACUAAUGACUUCACGUUCAUUUAAUCAGCUUGGGCUUCCAGAGCGUCCACCUCAGGAGCAGGGAAGGCCGUGCACCCCUGCUCCCAAAGCCGCACCCCUGCCUCAGCAAUCAUUAAUCACCCCGGCCGAGAAGGAGCAGGCGGCAGGAGGAAAAGGCCGGCUCUCCGCAGCCCCCACGGGAGCGGCACAGGCAGCGCUGGCCGGUUCCCUGGGGUGGCAGCUCCUUCUCCGACCACCCUCCCCUGGGAGGCCCUGUGGAGGUGGCCAGCCCUGCACGCACUGCCCUUUCCUUCGGGAAGGUCACUCAGUCCAGGGAACGGGAGGCUCUGCCUGCUCCUGGGAGCUGCUGGGCUACGCCUGAGCUGGGGGCUCUGAAAGCCCAGGAGUUCCUGCCUGGCUGUACCGCAGCCUUCAUCCUUCGCCAUGCAGCACAAGGCAUUUUGGAGUGCCCUGGAGUACACCUGCCGAUUGCUGGGCAUCUCCACCGCAGCAGUGCUGAUCGGUGUGGGCGUAGAGACCCUGCAGCGAGGACAGUUUAAAAGCCUGGCUUUCUAUCUGCUUUUUUCAGGGGUUGCAGUUACUGUCUGUGAAGGCUUCUUCUUUAUCAGUUUGUUCCUGGAGAUGUGCUUCACUAACAAGCCUGAAUUCCUGGCACAGGCCUUCUGGAAGCGAGCUAGAUGCCCAGGGAGCUUCCAGAAAUUCCUGGGGUACACGCUGCUCUCAGUGGCUUGCUUCCUGCAUCCUGUCCUGGUCUGGCAUGUCACCAUCCCUGGGUCCAUGCUGGUGCUCACUGCCCUGGCCUACUUCCUGCUGAGCAAGAGGAGGAAGAGCCCAGCACACAAAGAGACACAUCCCCAGGCAGGUCAGUACGUGGACCCUUCAGCCACUGAGGCAGCCCCAACCAUCAUUGGUGACACGGAGCAGACCUACACCUUCCACGGGGCCCAGAGGGAGCAGCACCGCUCACUCCUGGGCCACAUGAAGAGCAUCCUGAAGGGCAGCAAGGACAGCAGCUCAGCCCCAGAAACUCCUGUCCAGCCAGCAGCCGUGCCAGGCCCUCGCAAGCAAGUGCACUUUCAGGAGAAGGUGGUGCAGAUCAUCCCCUCUGUCAGCGAGGACUUGGAGGAUGUGGAGAGUGAGGCAGAGGAGACCACAUCGGACACAACACCCAUCCUCACCCCACCAGAUGCCCCCAUCAUCAUCGCCCCUCUCAGCUCUGGCGGCCUCUUCUGAGCCCUCAGCAGGAAUGAGGGCAGGACAGACCUGCUCCCCUGGAACAGAAGCUCCAGCAGCCAGCAGGCCCAAGGAGGUGGCCCUUUUUGCCUUCUGUACUUUUGGGGUGACAGCUGCACCACCCCCUCUUCAAGGGGCUGCGUGCACUCCCUGGUCCCCUGCACUGUGGCAGGCCAGGGGACAGGCAGGGUUCAGCCAGGGUAGUGCCAGCACAGCGAGGUUUCUGCUCCCACAGCCUCACCCUGUGCACUGCACACCACUGCUGUGCUCCUCCUGACAUCGCAGCCACGGUGUGUGCUUUCCUUCUGGAGGGAAGACCUCCGUGCCCAGGAGCAGCCUCUGCUGGGACACUUGUGUCCCUCUGGCCCUCACUGCACAUGGCAGAGCUCAGGGCUAGGCUGAAUUCAGUGCUGCAGCCUGUGGGUUCCCUCUCAGUACCUGCACCCGCUGCGGCAGCUUGAGACUUGCAAAACAUAUUUUGGAGGUGGGCUGAGACCAAGCACAUCCCUGGCAUUAGCACUUGCUUAGUACCUUCCCAGGCACUCUGAGCCCAGCAGGGAAAUCAUCUCUGGCCUUGGGAACACCUAAGCAGGUGUCCCCUGCUUGGACAGCCCCCUUGAAUUAGAAGAUGAUAUGGCAGCCCAGGUCCUGAGGUUCAUCACCACACUGGUACAGCAGACUGUGUGUAACUCCAAUGUGUGUAAUUAUGGCCCCCAGAGGGCAAAGGCAAUAAUAAAAUUACCAUAAUGUCCCACCAGUUCCUUCCAUGCCAGGUCUUCCCUGAACCCCUUAACUCUGGCUUAAUCCUGGCAUAAUUUCUGCCUUUUGAGGACCAUUCAGUUGUAAUCAAGCAUUUCCCUCCUAUUCAGCUCCCACCUGAGGACACGUGGGAAGAGCUCAGGUAGCUGGGUUCCCUUGGACAUGGGACAAGAAGCCACACUGUCACUGCUGUUGGGCUGAAAAUCUAGAAAUGCUCUGAGCCCAGACACAUAGCUUUGGGGGAAAUUAUGGUAAUUAGAGAAAGUUCCUGGGACCUGCUAGACUAUUUAUAAGAUAGAAGCCAGUUAGCUGGCUGUUUAUCAUGUAAAUACAUUAUUUCUUCUAUUUAAGACUCAGCUCUCCAAGAGGCAAUCACCAUGUUCAUUUAGGAAAGCAGUGUAGGUCAAAGUGUAAUCAGAAGGCAAUUGAGAUAAACAACGAGUGCUACUUUUUAAUAAACUCUUUCUAAGUGACUUCUAAUUUGUGAUAUGGAUCAGGAAGAAGAUGAAAGAUAUUGACUCACAAUAUUUGACUGCCUGUGUUUAAUAAUGAAGCUGUUGACAAGAGCAGUUUAUGAAGGGUUACACACACUUGUCAGUCCUACAAUCAGACAUAAACAAAAAACUUUUUGUUGCGUCACCAAUAUUUAAAAUAGUAGCUGGUAUCAAUCUGCUCUAAACAUGAUAUAUGGAUUAGAGACCUCCUGUUUCUGGCAGCAGAAAUUAAUCUCCCACCCCAUCAUGGUGUGCUGGGGAAGAGUCACGUACACAUGUGCCUUUAGGGUGGAUUUGCACCUGUAAAAAUAUCUUUAGAAAAUUGUGCCCGGUUAACACUGCACAACUGAUAGCAGCAAGCCCAAGAUCCAACCACAGCUCCACCCUCUACCUGGUGUAUUCCUCACAUUAGGAGAUAAAAAAUAAAGCUAUUUUCCUCUGAAGCUGGUGACAGAAAUACCUGCGCCAACCAAGGUCCCAACCCACCCAUGCUAACAGGAUACCCACCCUGGCCUACUUUGCCCAAAAAGGCAGAGCUGGCUCCGCAGCUUCACCACAAAUCUGCUCUGCAAUUAAAUCCACUUUGAUCAGCAAAGUCAGCUUUCUGCAUCAUCCAAGGCUCUUCUUUGAACAUUGCUUAAUUAAUUGCACACAGGGAGAUCAACUUAAUUGAAAAGUCACUGCUCCCAAUAUAUGGAGCAAUCUGCUGACUGGAGAAGACUGUAUUGCUGUAGACUUUUUUCUCC
Messenger RNA from Passer domesticus (house sparrow), 3378 nucleotides. RefSeq names its product transmembrane protein 72 (gene TMEM72). The record is from RefSeq and is a predicted model, not a curated record. The coding region runs from base 570 to 1379 and encodes 269 amino acids. NCBI's taxonomy places the organism in Eukaryota, Metazoa, Chordata, Aves, Passeriformes, Passeridae. The transcript has 5 exons.